Molecule: messenger RNA, 1331 nt
Organism: Sciurus carolinensis (gray squirrel)
Lineage: Eukaryota; Metazoa; Chordata; Mammalia; Rodentia; Sciuridae
Gene: Cggbp1
Product: CGG triplet repeat binding protein 1
Exons: 3
Coding region: 612-1115 (167 amino acids)
Biological process (GO): regulation of transcription by RNA polymerase II
Cellular component (GO): nucleus
Molecular function (GO): double-stranded DNA binding
Source: RefSeq, a predicted model, not a curated record
UUGGUGUGGGCUGUGGGCCCCGGGCCUUGGGUCCCGAAGCGGGAGCCGGGGGCGGGGCCGGGGCUGGGACUCCGUUGUCGGCGGGAGGAAGGAGGAGGAGACGGGAAGCCUGACAGCGGCAGCCUCCGCCAGGCGACUGCCGCCUCCUCCCCUGAGACUGCCGCCAACUCGGCUGUCGAGUUCCUGGGCCCACAGCCGGUAGCUGGGACGCGGCCCUACCCAGCUCGCGGGGUGGGCGCGGUGGGGCGCCAGUGUGCUGGGCUCGGCGCGGGAGGACGGAGUCUAGACGCCAGGAACGUCCCGCGCCCCGCCUCUCCCCACCCCCGCCCGAACCCCGGGGCCUGGGGAGCGCGAGGAGGUGUAGAGCAAGGCGGAAAACCUAGAAGUAAAGGCAUGACUUCCCGGCACCUCAGGGAAAAUAGGGUGCAAGCCCAGAAACUAUUUCCCCACCACCACUUGUUGAAAAACUGAUUUGAAGGCGUCUCCGGGUUUAAACAAACGAAAAGUGCCAGAAUUUGAUGUGUCUCAAGUUUUGCGCUGGAGACCCUUCACUACUAAGUAUCAAGAAAAAAUAAAACUGGAAACUAAUCCGAACCUAAUUCAAGAUCAAAAUGGAACGAUUUGUAGUAACAGCACCACCUGCUCGAAACCGUUCUAAGACUGCUUUGUAUGUGACACCCCUGGAUCGUGUCACUGAGUUUGGAGGUGAGCUUCAUGAAGAUGGAGGAAAACUCUUCUGCACUUCUUGCAAUGUGGUUCUGAAUCAUGUUCGCAAGUCUGCUAUUAGUGACCACCUCAAGUCAAAGACUCAUACCAAGAGGAAGGCAGAAUUUGAAGAGCAAAAUGUGAGAAAGAAGCAGAGGCCCCUAACUGCAUCUCUUCAGUGCAACAGUACUGCGCAAACAGAGAAAGUCAGUGUUAUCCAGGACUUUGUGAAAAUGUGCCUGGAAGCCAACAUCCCCCUUGAGAAGGCUGAUCACCCAGCAGUCCGUGCUUUCCUGUCUCGCCAUGUGAAGAAUGGAGGCUCCAUACCUAAGUCAGACCAGCUGAGGAGAGCAUAUCUGCCUGAUGGAUAUGAGAAUGAGAAUCAGCUCCUCAACUCACAAGAUUGUUGACAAGGAGGUUACCACCGUUGUGAUCAAGAUAAAUAAUGUGGAGUAUUAAAGUUAUGUGUUGAUUGUGUGGUUCAUUUUUAUAUUUAUUUCAUUUAAAAUCAUGUGAUGCAGAAUAGUUUUGCAAUGUGUAUAUAGUUGCAGGCAAAAAAAAAAGAAAAAGAAAAAAAAAACCUCACUGCAAAACUUAUUGUUAAUUUUAGUCACCAAUGGUAUAAA